Molecule: messenger RNA, 1594 nt
Organism: Guillardia theta CCMP2712
Lineage: Eukaryota; Cryptophyceae; Pyrenomonadales; Geminigeraceae
Exons: 13
Coding region: 1-1452 (483 amino acids)
Biological process (GO): ribosomal large subunit assembly
Cellular component (GO): nucleolus
Molecular function (GO): protein binding
Source: RefSeq, a predicted model, not a curated record
AUGGCGGAGAUUGAAGGGACGGGGAGGGGAGGGGGAGGGGAGGGGGAGGACAAAAAGUUCUUUGCUCAGUUCGUGACUGAGGCGGGAGAGGUCACGGGGCCUCAGAUCGAGAUCCCCUACGAUCUUACGGGCAGGCAGCUGAAUGGGGUCAUCAACGAGCUCCUCAGCAAGGACAAGUUCGAGCCUUACAGCUUCUACAUCAACGAUCAGGAAAUCGUUGGGACAUUGGGAGAGUCCAUCAAAGAACACAACAUCUCAGCAGAGACCGUUGUUAAGAUCGUAUACCAACCUCAAGCCACAUUUCGCGUCAUUGCUGUCACCAGAUGUACUGGCACAUUAGCAGGGCACACCGAGGCCAUUCUUUGUGUUGCAUUUUCUCCCGAUUGUAAACGCCUCAUCACUGGUUCGGGGGAUGCGACUUUGAGAGUGUGGGAUAUAAACACGGAGACGCCGAUAACGACCAUGAAAGGCCACACCAACUGGGUCUUAUGCUGUGCAUUUUCGCCGGAUGGGAAGCUUGCAGCAUCAGGAAGCAUGGACAAGGAAGCGAGAUUGUGGGACCCUGCUAAGGGACAACCAGCUGGCAAACCACUGAAGGGACACACCAAGUGGAUUACCAACUUGUCAUGGGAACCGAUCCAUCUGUCGAAAGAUGGCGUGAGUAGAAGGCUAGUCACAGCUUCGAAGGAUGCGUCUCUGAGAAUCUGGGACGCAGUAACAAGUGCAGUCACGCUGGUCUUGACGGGGCAUACAAGCAGUGUUACUUGCGUGCGUUGGGGGGGUUCUGGUCUGAUAUACAGUGGAAGUGAAGACCGGACUAUCAAGGUGUGGAACCCAGACAAGGGGAUUCUCGUCCGUUCACUGGAGGGGCAUGCACACUGGGUCAACCACAUAGCAUUGAAUUCAGACCAUGUCAUGAGAAACGCUCCUGCGAACGCCAAGGAAGCGGCUCUGUCUCCUAAGCAGAGGUGGUAUGAGAACGCAAUUGGCCACGAGCUAGUGGAGCGAUUAGUUUCAGCAAGUGACGAUCACACGAUGUACUUGUGGGAGCCAGCUGUGGGGAAGAAGCCAAUAUGCCGCAUGACAGGACAUGUUCAGCCUAUCAAUCAUGUUAGCUUCUCCCCGAACGGGCGUUUGAUAGCCUCGGCUUCCUUUGACAAGGCUAUUCGAAUAUGGAAUGGAAUCACCGGCAAGUACAUCGCCACCCUUCGAGGGCAUGUCGGGGCAGUGUACCAGGUGGCAUGGUCCUCGGACAGCCGACUGCUGGUGAGCGCCUCCAAGGACUCCACCCUCAAGCUCUGGGAUGUCGAGCAAGGCAGCAGCACAUUCGGCAAGCUGCGCGUCGAUCUCCCUGGGCAUGCAGAUGAAGUGUUCGCCGUGGACUGGAGUGCCGACGGAGCUCGUGUGGCAAGCGGGAGCAAAGAUUGCUCGCUGAAACUGUGGAGAUACUAGAAAAGCCAUUAUAAGGAUUCCUUCGAUCUAACCUGUAUGUCUGUAACUAUAUCAGAGUGAGGAGUGAGCGAUUUUAGUCAUAUCUGCAUCUAUUACUUUCAAUCCUCGGGGUCAUGAAGAAAUAUAUCUUCACCUAGGAUGG